Cephus cinctus (wheat stem sawfly) is the source of this 1873-nucleotide messenger RNA. RefSeq names its product coiled-coil domain-containing protein 112-like. The transcript is spliced from 6 exons. Bases 225 to 1730 code for a protein of 501 amino acids. Lineage: Eukaryota; Metazoa; Arthropoda; Insecta; Hymenoptera; Cephidae. The record is from RefSeq and is a predicted model, not a curated record.
UUAUUUCCUUACCUCCCAAAAUAUCCAGUAUUUUCAAUGCAAUAAAUAAAAUAUUUUUUAUUACUACAACUAAUAAUCCUUAAUUAUUGAUCAAGCAAAUUAUAGCUGAUAUAAGAAAAAGGCAGUUGAAUUGCUACAGUAAAAAAACAUCUGUCUGAUCACCAUGGAAACCCAUAUGAAUCAACAAACGUAACUAGUCGCUUAGGGCAUUUCAGUCAAUUACAAUGACAUUAGAUAGUGAGUUUGAAAAGUUAUCAUUAUACGAAAAAAUAAACCCCAAAGAGAAGGCGGAGUGGAUAAAGAAUUUUCUAAAAUUACAACAGCAAGAAAAAAUUAUAGAAAAAACAAUAAGCAGUUUAGUUGCAACUAUGAAAAUUGAGGAAGAUAUAACACAGAGUAUUGUACGUGAUCAAAUACAACUUAUGACAGACAGGCAUAAAAUUGCUGAUACUGUAAAGCAAUCUGUUCAAGUCAUUCUCAAUGACCUAGACGCAACAAAAUCAGUUCUAAAUGAUAGCAAAGACGUACAAGAAUUAGAUACUAACAAUUACAAACAAAAAUUGUUAAAACUGGCGAGAAAUAUUGAAAUCUUAAAAAAAUCUUGUCCUCUACAAACUCUAAUGGAGGAAGAAGUUCAGUUGGAAACGGAAUUAAAUGAAAUUGCACGUUCAUUUUCAAAAUUUGAUAACUGCACCAAUAAAGAGACUGCAUCUUGCAUAAGGAGAGGAAUACUUCGCAGCAAAAGUGUCGAACGCUCUCAUACGUUUUGUCGAGAGGUGCAGGAUUUCAACACUUUGGUAGCUAGAACGGGACACACGGAAAACUGGUCGGAAGAGGAUCACCUUCUGUUUCUGAAAUUGAGAAUAAAGUAUCGCAAAAUACCGAAACUGGUUAGAGCAAUUAAGGAAAAAUGUCCUGAUCUUUCGACAGAAGAUAUCGUGAAUCACGAAGCGUGGUACAAGGUUUAUUUGGAAUUGCGAGAAAAGCAGAAGCUGGUUCUGGAGGCAUGGCGUAAGGAAAAGGAAUUGGAAAAGAGUCAGAAAUUAAAUAGUAACAAAGAAUUAGAAAAAGGAGAUAAAUCACUGCAGUCAGAAAAAGUAGAAAUAAAAAACCCCGAAAAGUUAGAAGUAACUACUAGUAAUAAAAAUAAUGCAAAUAUUCAUAAUUUGGAAUGUUCUGACGAAACAAAUAGGCGAAAGAAAGAAAUGAUCAAAAAAUGGAAACUGGAUCGUGAACAUAAACGUUCAAUGGAUAAUGAACAAUUAAAACGCCAUUUAGAAUUUAGAAAGAAUUUAGAACAGCGUCGUAAAGAAGCACGUAUGAAAAAAGUUCUUACUGCAUUGAACGAAUACAAAAAUCGGAAAGUCAAUGAAAAGGCAUCUGUAGAAUAUGUAGAACGUUUGCGGGAGACACAAAAAGAUGCUGUCAAAUACGAAGCUAAUCAUAUGAUUAAAUUAUUCAGACAAAAGGAUGAGGAAUAUGUCAAACGUCGAUUGCAUCUUGUAGCACAUUCGCAAAGUCGCAAUAGGAAUAAAUGUAAUAAAAGUACGUCAACUAUUCCUGUAAAAUCGCGAAAUUGUUCUACUUUAUUCGAUCCAACAAAGGUGUGGAUAGAAAAAUGCAAAAAUCGUAAUACGAGUACGUCAGCAUCUCAAGAAGUUUUAUAUAUAAAAAAUAUACCCAAGUUGAGAGUUACUAAUUGGAGAAAUAGGGAAAGCACAAGUCAGUAAACUAUCAGCCGUAUUCAUAGUCCGUCCUUAUCUCAAGGAUGAAGGACGCCUUGAUGAAACCUGCGUAAAGUUGGCCGGCCAACUUUUAUUUUUUUAACUUUUUUUUAUUUAAAUCGUUUGAUAGUGUUUGAUUGUCUUGUAAA